GUUGAGCCAAAACACAACAACAGUAAAACAGCACUAUGAGCGAUUCCACAUUUAAACCACCCACGCAAAUUGACAAAACCACGACACUCAAACCACCAGCUGUGAGUACGCUAUCCGUGAACAGCCUGCAACUGCCGAGCUCCGCACCACAAAGGCUAACAGGUGGUUCCAAUGGCACCUCCUCAGGAUCGGGAUCGGCGACGGGGAAUCCCCGCAACAAAUGCGCUCUCAAGCCGGGAUACUCCUUGAUGAGUUGGGUACGUCUCUGCAAUUCGGGUGCUGAUCUCGCUGGCACUGGAGGACGCGUUGUGCCUGUCAGUCGCAGUGAGCUGGCCAGGCACAAUCAGGUGAAUGAUGCCUGGAUGGCCAUACGAGGCAGAGUAUUCAAUGUCACGCGCUAUAUGGACUUCCAUCCGGGCGGAGUCGAUGAGCUGAUGCGCGGAGUCGGACGGGAUGCCACCAAGCUGUUUGACGAGGUGCAUGCCUGGGUCAACUAUCCCCAGUUGCUGGGCAAGUGUUAUGUGGGUCCACUGAAGGAAGACGUGGGUGCCAAAGUGGAAACUGAGAUCAUUCGACCGCCGCCAGUUCCAGUGGAUACUGUGCCUCGGUUUGAUUGGAUACAACAACGUAGUGAACUGACGCUCUGCUUCUAUACGCGAAGAUUGGCCAAUCCCGGGCUGCUCUUGAAGCGAUCUCUUGAAGCUGACGACACACUGGAGCUUCGCGUGCAGCUGGCGGAUAGCUGGCAUAGGUUCAGCUUCCAGUUGAGCAACUCUGUGGAAUGGCCGCCGAAGACAGUGCGUGUCGCUCCAGAGACGGGCAAAAUUGAAGUGGUGCUGGUCAAACAGCUUCCAGAGCCAUGGACAACAUAUGGAACACAUGAGACCAGCAAGCUGGAUGUGCAGCAGGUGCAGGAGGAGCACUUUGACUUCGAGGUGCUGCGUUGCGAGCACUUUAAUCACGAUUCCUUUGAGUUGAGCCUGCAGAGCGUCAGGCAACAGGUGUUGCUACAGCUGCCCGUGGGCUAUCAUCUGGACAUCCAGUUGCCACAAAAUGGAGAGUUGCUGCAGCGCAGCUACACACCUGUGCCACACAACUACCUGCCCUCCAACAGCGACCAGGUGGACACGGAACCCAGUCCGACAACAUCCCAGCAGUUUCUUAUCAAGUAUUAUGAGAAUGGUGUCGUUUCCAGGCACUUGCAUCAGCUGAAUCCUGGCCAGAUUGUGCAGCUGAGUCUGCCGCGUGGCAACUUGAACCUGUCCCAACUGGAGGCACAUCGCCACAUUCUGUUGCUGGCUGCCGGCAGUGGAAUCACGCCCAUUCUGAGUCUGCUCCGACCGCUGCUCAAGCGGCAAGCGAAUCGCAUCGAACGUCUGCAGCUGUUGUACUUUAACAAGACUGCCUCGGAUAUUUGGCUAAGGGAUAAACUGCAGGCACUUCAGGACUUCGACGAGCGUUUCAGCUGCAGCCACAUUUUGUCCAAGGCGGAGGAGCAACAGACCCAAACCGGACGCAUUUGCCAGGAGUUGUUGGCGCCUCUGUUUAAGGAACAGCUCAGCGAAUGCUUCAGCUAUGUGACCAUAUGUGGUCCCACGGGCUUUAACUCCGCUGCCGUUGACAGCUUGACAGGAUUAAAGCUGAAGCUCAAUCAAAUACAUGUAUUCCAGGCUUAAAUUGGACAAUAAUUAACCUAUUAUACAAAUUGCUCAUUUACUUCAAGAAUGUCUCAACUCUAAAAAAUUGAUUACUAAGUUAAUAUAUAUAUUAGGGUGCAUAGAUUUGUUUGGGUCCAAAAAUAUUGUAAAAUGAAAACCAAGUUCGUAAUCUACGAUCAAUUCUAAGAUAUUUUCACCAAGAUACCAUAGUUCUUAUAUCAAAUCUUAGGACCCGCUUUUUGAGUUGAAAAAUUUAUUAUUUUGAAAUUUUUAGCAUGUUAUUAUUAGCAAAUUUUUAGCGUUUUUAGUCUGUUCCUGACAAAGGACCAGGACUUUAAAAAUUUCGUAUAAUCAAAGGACCAAUUGUCCUUAAAACAUAGUUUUUGUCCAUGCAAGGACUAACAACACAAAAUAUUUAAACUCCAAGAGCGGAACUAGGAAUUGAUUUUAGAGAUAUGGUUUUUUGGUGAUAACUUUUUAGAACUGACAGUAGAUUACGAUUUUGAGUUCCCAUUUUUUUUUUUUCAAAAAAAUCGAUGCACACUAAUAUAUAAUCUAUACUAUUUAUUUGAGAAUUGAAAAUUUUUUUUCAGUUUUUCUUGACUUAAAUGAGCGUUCUGUAAAUAAUUUGGUUGUUUUUCAUUUUUUAAUUUAUAGCAAAUAGUUUUGUUUUGUUUAUUUUUUUUAAUAUAUUGUUUUGUUUCAAUAAUUUAAUAAGUUUAACAAAUACUAGAAAACUGUUUUUCCUGACGUUUGUCGCAGUCAUUUUCAUCAUUGUCGCUACUUUUCACUUAUUUUUCGCACAAAUGUCGCAUAAUUUUUAAUAAAAGUAUAAAACAAUAUGAGGAGUCA
Messenger RNA from Drosophila innubila, 2510 nucleotides. RefSeq names its product cytochrome b5 reductase 4. Gene Ontology annotation, cellular component: endoplasmic reticulum. Gene Ontology annotation, molecular function: oxidoreductase activity; heme binding. NCBI's taxonomy places the organism in Eukaryota, Metazoa, Arthropoda, Insecta, Diptera, Drosophilidae. The record is from RefSeq and is a predicted model, not a curated record. Bases 36 to 1676 code for a protein of 546 amino acids. Gene Ontology annotation, biological process: superoxide metabolic process; generation of precursor metabolites and energy. The transcript has 2 exons.